CGAAACGUGGACCUCGCCGCCUUCUCCUGCCCUGAUGCGCGGAGGGUGAGUAGCCAUGCUGGUUUGCAGUCAAAGAACAAGAUCCAGGUCCAGUAGCACUUUAUUGGACCAGAAGUCUACCUUAUACCAAAUCAGACCAUUGGUCUAUGAAGGGACAUGCCCAUGUGCAUGAUUUGCACAAAUCUGUGACCAGCUUUUGAAGAUGGCUUUAUUAAAACUGCUCCCGCAAGAUCCAGAAGAUGAGGGCACACAGAGGUGCAGAUUGGGGCCUGCCACUUUCUCUUCCCUGGGUGCCAAACUGGGCUCGCCUGUUAAGAUCACCCUGCCCUCUGGCACUUGCCUGUGCACUGCCUGGCCUAGGCAUGACUUGGCUGAUGGCUACUUGCAGCUUGACCUCAAGUGUAGAACUCGCAGCAUAAAAGUGGACCAUUUACGGAAUCUCACUCUGAGCACUGAUCUCCUGCAAGUCCAGGGACGUCAUAAACUUAGAAAAAUGACUAUCAGGGUGGUCCUUAAGAACCGUGCUGUGAAGAAAUACACUUCAGAAGCAAUGCUGCAGGAGCUGGCCAAAGAGCUGCUACGAAAUGCUUGUGUUGCCCUUCAUCACGUUGUUACGUUUGGCCCAAUUCUGGGAAAUCCAAUGGCAUGCAUUGAAGUAUUGUCUAUGGAGCCUGCCACAGAGGAAGUUGGCUUAGUAACUCUCAAAACCAAUGUCUUUGUUCACGAGGUGGUCACGCUAGACUGGUACAAACUUUUGGUAGAAGACCAUGCAAAAACUCUAGUGGCUGGAAUGGAGGAUGUCAGCAAGUCUUUGAAAGAGAUGAUCGACUUGCCUUUACACUUUCCAAAAACCUUCCAGGAGCUAGGUCUUUCUCUUCCUAGAGGAGUGCUUUUGGUAGGGCCCCCAGGUGUGGGUAAGACGCUUCUUGUCAAAGCAGUUGCUUGCGAAGUAGGUGCUUGUCUUCUGUGCCUCAACGGCCCUGUUGUGUAUGGUCCGAGACCUGGUGAAAGUGAGGAGAACUUGCGACGCAUGUUUGACCAAGCAAGAGAAAUGUCCAGCGAAGGACCGACAAUUCUGUUUAUUGAUGAGAUUGAUUCCUUGUGUCCCAAACGGGAAAGUUCCAAUAAUGCUCCUGAAAAUCGCCUGGUGGCUCAGUUGCUGACUCUUAUUGAUGGAAUUAAUGGAGGAAGUAAGAUGGUGAUUGUAGCAGCAACAAAUAGGCCCGAUGCUCUAGACCCUGCGCUGAGAAGGCCGGGCAGAAUUGACCGAGAGAUUAUCAUUGGAACACCAACCCUGACGCAGAGGAAGUCCAUUCUGCAGCUGAUUACUGCUGAUAUGCCCGUGUCCAGCAACGUCGAUUUGCUUGAACUUGCAGAGAUCACAACGGGUUACGUUGGAGCUGACCUUACGGCACUCUGCAGAGAAGCUGCUAUGCAGGCUGUGUUCCGUGCUUGUUCGGACUCAGUUAACAUGUCGGAUUUUUAUGAAGCUCUGAAAAAAAUUCGACCGUCAUCUUUUCGAAGUGGCAUUGGGCUGUCAGACUUUAAACCUGUCAACUGGGAUCAAAUUGGGGGCCUUGAAGAUGUGAAGCUAAAGUUAAAGCAGAGCAUCGAGUGGCCAAUAAAGUUCCCUGAGGCUUUCAUUAGGAUGGGUCUGGCCCGGCCAAAGGGUAUCCUUUUGUAUGGACCAUCCGGUUGUGCCAAAACUACGCUUGUAAAAGCAGCAGCCACAAGCUGCCACUGUUCCUUUCUGUCCGUGAGUGGCGCUGAUCUUUUCUCACCUUAUGUUGGUGAUUCAGAGAAGAUUUUGUCUCAGGUCUUUCGCCAAGCAAGAGCAAAUACACCAGCAAUAGUAUUUCUGGAUGAAAUUGAUUCUAUGCUGGGAUCCCGGUCAGUUGGUAAAACAGGGCAUGGUGUCCAAGAGAGAGUUCUUUCCGUCCUUCUCAAUGAAUUGGACGGCAUUGGACUAAAGGUCACAGAGAGAAGAGGAAAUAAAUUAGAGCUGGAUGGUGACUGUCCGGAACAAAAUGAAAAUGAUAAAGAGUUGAAACUUCAGGAAGUUUUCAACAAAGAUGUUGUCGUUGUUGCUGCAACAAAUAGACCAGACAUGUUGGACGAUGCCUUGUUGCGUCCUGGGAGAUUGGACAAGAUUGUCUAUGUUCCUCCUCCUGAUAAGAAGGGAAGGCUUUCUAUUUUGAAAAUCUGCACUCAAAGAAUUCCAAUAGAUUCUGACGUGUCCCUAGAAGAUAUAGCAUCCCGAGCUAAUCUGUUUUCUGGAGCUGAUCUUGAAAAUCUCUGUAAGGAGGCUGCUCUAUUGGCUCUGCAGGAGAACAGAGUUGAAGCAACAACUGUGAAACACAGACAUUUUGUGAUGUCAUUGGCGACUGUGAAACCAUCGUUAAUGCUCAAAGAGUUGGAACGUUAUGAAAAAUUGUUUAAAAAACAGGAAUGGCCUUUGUAAAGCAAUAGGAAGAAAAAAAACCUAUACUCCUUGUUUGUGUAACCAACUCAGAUGGCAGAGCUAUAAAGAAAAGGGAAAGUCACUAAGAAGCCACAAGAGCUGUCACACGAGUUCUCCCAAGCCUGCACAGUAUAUAUUACAGGGAUUCUACCCUACUUCAACAGAACCCUGUACUUAAUACUUGGAGACUUGGAGUGCAUGACGAGUUUUUGGUGACAUCACUGUUACUAGCCAAUCAGUACUGCAAACUGGAAGAAGUUUCUCUUCUGCUUGAUCCUAGAGAAAAAAGUCAUACAUCUCACAGUAUUAAUGCAGAUGCUCAGUAAGCCUCCUCUUGUUUUUACAUAUGCACCCCAUGUUUCUAAAGUAGAAUAAAUAUGCCUUAAAACAGUUAUUCGUGGAAUCUCAAGAUCUCAGGCAAGACACAGCCCAGGAUCUCGUGCAAGAUACGUAUGCAGUCAAGCCACUUAGGAAGAGGGAUGACAAUGUUCUCAGAUUCCAUGAUUGUGUGAGAGAGACAACACAAGUUGUGGAAGAUGCCAUAAUGCUUGGAAUCAAGGAAGCUAUAAAAUGUGUUGUUAGCUACCUUCCAGUCUUCUGUUAAGGAGGCUGGUUUUAGAGAAUUCUUUUCAAAAAGUGGAAGUCUUGCCUAAAUUAGGAAAAAAACUCUGGAAAAACAAAUUUAAUAAUAAGGCAGGCAGGGAGAGAAUUUGAAGAGCAGAUUGCUUAAAAACAUUAAAGCAAUGUCCCUUGUG
Messenger RNA from Eublepharis macularius, 3216 nucleotides. RefSeq names its product AFG2 AAA ATPase homolog B (gene AFG2B). Gene Ontology annotation, molecular function: ATP hydrolysis activity; ATP binding. The record is from RefSeq and is a predicted model, not a curated record. The transcript is spliced from 10 exons. The coding region runs from base 203 to 2461 and encodes 752 amino acids. Lineage: Eukaryota; Metazoa; Chordata; Lepidosauria; Squamata; Eublepharidae.